Agrilus planipennis (emerald ash borer) is the source of this 732-nucleotide messenger RNA. RefSeq names its product RNA-binding protein 8A-like. Gene Ontology annotation, molecular function: mRNA binding. The coding region runs from base 108 to 602 and encodes 164 amino acids. Gene Ontology annotation, biological process: RNA splicing. The transcript has 6 exons. Gene Ontology annotation, cellular component: cytoplasm; nucleus; exon-exon junction complex. The record is from RefSeq and is a predicted model, not a curated record. NCBI's taxonomy places the organism in Eukaryota, Metazoa, Arthropoda, Insecta, Coleoptera, Buprestidae.
UUACAAUACAAAUACAGAACACACAGCAUAACCUCAACUCUAGAGAUAGCUAUCAACAUAUAACACAACAAUUACAGGUGAAAAGAAAUACAUAAUCUACAUUAGAAAUGGCAGAUGUUUUGGACAUAAAUGACUCUGUUGAUUUGGAUGUAGAAGACGAGGGUGAACAGGGAGUAUUAAAGUUAAAAGACAAAGUUUUGAGAAGAAAAGGACGGGGUUUUGGGGCAGGUGAAUCCAGAGAACAUGAGAAAAUUAGAGGCUAUGAAUCUGUUGAUAACGGUGAUACUGGGGAUGAAACUGGUCCACAAAAAUCUGUUGAAGGAUGGAUAUUAUUUGUAACAUCUGUACAUGAAGAAGCAUCAGAAGAAGAUUUGAAUGAAAAGUUCUCAGAAUUUGGAACCAUCAAAAAUAUUGCUUUAAAUUUAGAUAGAAGGACAGGUUUCUUAAAGGGAUAUGCAUUGGUUGAAUAUGGUACAUUUGAAGAGGCUAAUGCAGCUCGUGAAGCAUUAGAUAGGAGUGAUUUCUUAGGACAAACAAUUGGAGUUGAUUGGUGUUUUGUCAAAGGAUCAAAGAAGUCCAAGAAAAAGUCCAGACGUCACUGAUAUAAAGACAGAAUUAUUGCCUGAUAAGUUUCUUAAUAUUUGUAUUAAUUGAUUUUCUAAUUGUAUAUCUGACAAGUGUGAAAACCAAAUAAAACCUACAAGCAUGUAUGAAUGCUAUCAAUAAUUGUAA